AUGUCCCAGCGGAAGAGGCAAGCAGAAGUCUCAGGGGACCUUAUCCAUGCACGAUGUCAGCCCGAAUUUUCGAAUCAUGGAACAACCAGCGAUGAUAAAAAGCCCUCGGAUGUGUUCUGUGACUCAGAAAAAUAUGGAGAAGUUUCAAAAAAUAAAGUCAGCGGCGGCGGCCAUAAAAAACGAAGGAUCCAAGCGACAGAUGGAAAACAGACAGGAUGGUGGCCGGAAAACUAUGCACCCAAGAACAAGAGUUGCCCGCAUAUCCAAAGGCAAAUGAAUCCGAUCAUUAAAGCCUACAUGAAGGCAGGUCGAGAACCUGCAGAGAUGUGGGAAGCAGACGGGUGUAUGACCAAGGCAGUCAAAGGCUCUAAAGUGAAAAGAGUUACGCAAAGAAUAUUCGCUAAAGUCAAACUUCCUGAUGAUGUUGCCGAGUGCCUCAAGCAACUCCGGGAGGAAAAACAGAAACAAAAUGCCAAGAGUGUUAUUGAAAAUAACACCUGUGAUAAGGCAACAGAUGCUCCUGUAACUGCUCACUACUCAUCUUACCAAAACCAUACGGGUGAAUCGGCUCCGAGCACUAGCCACACGACGAUGGACCACUGCAGCUCCGGCUCUCACAACACGGAUCACGAUAUACCGCCUAGUAUUAUUUCUGUUGCUAGCGAUGCGACGUCUCAUGACAUUCCAACAGAGCCUGUGAGCAGUACUAUAUCUCGCUUGAAGGGUGAUGAAUGGCUUCAAAGUGUUGAUAUACAACGAUGCACAGAAGUGCUUCAAAACAUUCCUCACGGCUGGUAUAUUUUUGAGCCUGGGUAUCCUUUAAAGGAGUCUAUUACGCGUAGGAAACGUGUCUCUGCAACCGACCUUAUAUUUUUUCUCAGCAAGUCCAAUCACUGGUCGCUUUGUCACCUUAACACAACCACUGGCCACCUCCAUCAUUACAACUCUUUAAGAGGCAUCGAUAUGUCAGUUAAUCGUCUACGAUCAUGGGUAUCAAAAGAGCCGACAAUUAGAACCACUACUGAGAUCACUAUUUGGGAGAAGGAAUGUCCCCAACAACGAGAUGGUUUCAAUUGUGGAAUUUUUGCACUAGCUGUUGCACAGUGCCUGGUCGAGAAGAAAAGCAUUCCGUCGCAGGUAAACACCGAAGAGCUUCGCAGCUAUUUUGCUGAACGCAUUGAGUCCACUCAGCAAUUGACACCACCGGAUCUGGAUUCCUCGCUUUCACCGAUCCGUCCCGUCAUCCGCAGCACUAGUCUGCCCGCCACCUCCAGGUCUUCACAAUCUAUAUCGAUCAAAUCCCAUGGCUUUUUUGAGGAUCUGAGAAGGGAAGAGGAGAGAUUGGAAAUAGGACGACCGGUAAUAGCGAAGAAGGAGGUUCAAUUGUUGAGCAUGAAGCAAGGGCUUGGCUCCCGUCGACAAAAGCUUAAGGAAAGGGAAGAUAUGGCGUCUAUUCUACGAGGGCAAGUUAGCGACCCAGAAACCACCGAGGCCGUUUUGGUUAAAAUUGAGGCUUGGAUAAACGAAUGUCCCGAGGGCGUUGGUAUUAUGAAAGAAUGGAUCAACGAGAUGAAAUCUGAUGCCGCGUCAAGAAAGAAGUCAAUGAGGGAAGAAAGUAAGUGUCUCCGCGAAAAGCUGGGAACUGUUGAAGCGGAAUGCGACGAUAUUCGCAAGGAGGUGAAGCAACUAGAGGACCAGAUUCCUUCGCAUGAAAAGGAAUUAAAGGCUAUGUUGGAAACCGAGCAAGAUUUGGCCCAUAUCAAGCAGUCUUGUGCUGAGUUUGCGAAGAGUAGAUGA
Molecule: messenger RNA, 1797 nt
Organism: Fusarium redolens
Lineage: Eukaryota; Fungi; Ascomycota; Sordariomycetes; Hypocreales; Nectriaceae
Exons: 2
Coding region: 1-1797 (598 amino acids)
Biological process (GO): proteolysis
Molecular function (GO): cysteine-type peptidase activity
Source: RefSeq, a predicted model, not a curated record